CAUCGCCGAACAUAAAGAAACGCGCUCCAAGCUCCGAGCCUCGUCAGCUGGCAGAAUGCGCUCCUCCUCGGCCCUCCUCCUGGCUCGAGCCGGGGCAGCCGAGCGGGCAGCGGGCGCGGACGGGCCUCCCACCGGGCGCAGCCCACGGGCCCCCCCCGCCGGGAGCCGGCGACGGGCGGCCGCGGGGCGGGUCCGGCGCAGGGAUGAUGAUGGCCCCGCCGAGCGGCUUCGGGCUGCCACCCAGCGGAGCCGGCCCGCAGAUGCCGCUGUUCGCGGCCCCGCCCGACCUGGUGGCAGCGCCGCCGGGCACCGCGCCGCUGUGGCCGCCGGCGUCCACGGCGGGCUUCGCGGACGUGGCCUCCCAGGUGCUGGCGGAGCAGGCCGCGGCCGUCCUGUCCUCGGGGUCGCCCGUCCAGCAGGAGGUGUUCCGGGACGUGCCCCGGGACGUCUACGAGCACCACGUGAUCGUCCGGCAGGUGCCCCAGAUCGAGAUCGUGGAGAAGCAGGUGGAGCGCCCCCAGUUCCGCGUCCACGAGAGCCUCGAGGAGGUCGUGGCAACCCUCGUGCACGAGAAGGUUGUCGAGGUGCCCACCAUCCAGCAGGUCGAGGCCGUGAGGCAGACGCUCCAGCUGGAGUACCAGGAGGCCCCGAGGAGCCAAAAGAGGCGCACGUACGGCUGGCACCACGGUUUGCGUUAAGGGGGGAUGAGCUUCCGGGGGGG
Molecule: messenger RNA, 721 nt
Organism: Prorocentrum cordatum
Lineage: Eukaryota; Dinophyceae; Prorocentrales; Prorocentraceae
Source: the annotation of a GenBank genome assembly